GGGGACAAUUAUAAUAUAUAUAAUUCAGUACUAUUUCCUAAAAAGAGGAAUUGACUAAUCUACCAGAAUACCAGUGUUUUCUUCUGGCAGAUCAGCCAAGCCAGAAAAUGUGAUUAAUCUGACCGCGAGAAAAGGCAUGUAUGCUUAUUUCUGAGGCGGGGAAGCCUUUUCGUGGCGUACAGGAAGUAAUAUACAUGAUGGACACGAGCGUAAUGGAAGAUUUAAAUCUAAACAUGGAUACAUCUGAGCCUACUGAAUGCAAAAAUGACUACUUUUGCGCGCUCUGCAAUUACAGAUGUGCAACACCAGCGCUUCUCGAGUAUCAUUUUAGUAAAAUCAGUCAUGCAAAGGUUGAAGAGGCAAUUGAACAUUAUGGCUCUUCUAGGCUACUUGUAGAAGCGGAAGAAGAACAAGAAGAAAAUAUGAAUAAUGCACAGAAUUUUCAACUUACUCCCAUUCAUACAUACAAUGUUCGCCUUGGACCAAUGUUGAAUCCCCCUGGUAAUACGUUGGAAGAGAUGCUUGAUGUUUGCAAAGCCACAGAACCUGCACUUGGUCUUGAAUUUAUCUAUGAAUACCAUCCAGAUAAAGAGGGAAAUUGUAUGUUUGAUUGUACAUUGUGUAAUUUUAAAACCGUUUUGAAGAGCAUGUUUAGGCACAUCAUUGGGGACAAGCACAAGAUUGCCUACAUAAGCAUACAUCACCCUGAAGAAGGCAUCACAAAUAAAUACAAAGUAAACACUGUACCAGCAUACAAACGCUUAAAGGAAGUUGCUUUCCGUAUUGAGAAUGCCGAAGGAAGGAAAAAAACAAAUGUUUCUAUGUCUACUUAUGAUCCACAAUAUCUUACUGGUGAAUAUUUAUGUCGCAGCUGUAUACUUCUGAGGAAGGCAUAUGCACCGGAUGAGCCCACUAGAAUUGAAAAAAGCGUACUCGAUUAUCAGCAUAAAUCUUUUCAAGAGUUAAAGGCUGAUUAUGAAGAACAACAGAGGAAAGCAGAAGCAAGAGGGGAAGCUGCUGAAGCUGGUAGUGGUGAACUGAAAUUUAGUGAGCGGGAUCCAGUUCAAAUAUUUUACAAUGAAGAGCUGUUUAAUUACUUGAAAAUGUUUCACACAGUAAACGACGAUAACCUUCUGUUUGUCAUAAAAAUGGUUGAGAAUCUUUCAAAGGCUUUAGAGCGCCAUAAACCAGGAAAUAAUACGUAUAUUUUUACCAGAACAAUGGCUAAUAUGUUCCAAAGAAAAUGUCAAGAAGAAAUGGAAAUGUUGGCCGCACAACAGUCCAGUAAAACAUCUCACAGCAAUGAUGAAGGGUCUGGCAGAAAUGUGCAACAAGGCUCUAGCAGAAAUUCGCCACAAAGAUCUGGCAGAAAUUCGCCACGCAACUUUGGCAGAAAUGUGCCACAGCAGUCUAGCGCAAAUGCGCCAUGGCAAUCGGGCAGAUAUUCACAACAUUCUGAUUAUAUAGAUCGUCCUGCAGUCUCACAAUGGUCUAAUGUCUCUGGACAAUCAUCAGAUUGCACAAGCACUUGAUGAUAACUUAAACAGGUACUAAGAUGGCAAGAGUUCACAAAAUCCUUACUCGUGGGAAUUUACUCCUAGCCACCAGGAGGAGGCAGAGACCCUACAACAACGCUUUUAAAUAUCUCUCCCACUUCCCGUCUUUGCUUGUCAAGGAGUGGGCAAGGAGAGAAGAGGUGUUCUAAAAGAAUUCUUCUCACCCUCAGUGGAUAGUUCCCAGACGAGAGGGUUUUUAUUCAUUCAUAAAUUAAGUACAAAAAAGGAAAAAAAAGCAUUUAAGACAUUAUAAUUACUUAAAUGAGGAAAAAAAAAAAUUAUUGUCUUGCUCAACCUCAAUCUCUCUCUCUCUCUCUCUCUCCUCGUCCAGGAUAAAAUAAUUGUUGUGAUCACUUCACCUUAACAUCCAGUGCUUUAUUUUUGUUUUUGUUUAAAAAAAGAAAACACACAACCCCCCUCCACUCCAUUCAACAUUUACCUACAUUUUACCAGAAACCUUAAAGUACUAUAUCACUGUUCCUGAGGGAUAUAUUAAUUUGUCUUGUUCCCUCUCUGUCUGGACUCUAAUAAACAAGGCCCAUUCCUGAAAAAAACUUCUGUAUUUCUUUUCGUCAUUCAUGGGUGUAUCAAAUUGUUCUAUAAUAAGAUUUUUAAUAAAGUUUAUCCAUUCAGAUAA
Molecule: messenger RNA, 2193 nt
Organism: Bombina bombina (fire-bellied toad)
Lineage: Eukaryota; Metazoa; Chordata; Amphibia; Anura; Bombinatoridae
Exons: 16
Coding region: 141-1532 (463 amino acids)
Cellular component (GO): precatalytic spliceosome
Molecular function (GO): double-stranded RNA binding; single-stranded RNA binding
Source: RefSeq, a predicted model, not a curated record